Molecule: messenger RNA, 651 nt
Organism: Populus euphratica (Euphrates poplar)
Lineage: Eukaryota; Viridiplantae; Streptophyta; Magnoliopsida; Malpighiales; Salicaceae
Product: copper transporter 1-like
Exons: 1
Coding region: 45-524 (159 amino acids)
Biological process (GO): copper ion transmembrane transport
Cellular component (GO): plasma membrane
Molecular function (GO): copper ion transmembrane transporter activity
Source: RefSeq, a predicted model, not a curated record
UGAACAGGAAGGAAGCAUUUUUAUUUUUAUUUUUUUCAGAGAGCAUGGAUCAUGGUCAUGAUAUGCCAGGCACGGGGGGCAUGGUUGCACCGCCCCCCAUGAACAAUACAGGAAUGAUGCACCGCCAUAAGAUGAUGAUGAUGCACAUGACAUUCUUUUGGGGCAAGAGUGCUGAAAUUCUCUUCUCGAGCUGGCCUGGAAGCUUUGAGAAGAGACCAUACAUGUAUUUUGCGGCUUUGCUAUUUGUGUUUGUGCUUUCGAUUCUUGUUGAGUGGCUAUCCCAUUGCCGAUUGGUCAAGCCUGGCUCCGGCCCUGUGGCGGCUGGUCUAGUCCAGACUCUGUUGCACGCUUUGCGGGUUGGUUUAGCCUAUAUGGUGAUGUUGGCUGUCAUGUCUUUCAAUGGUGGCGUGUUCUUGGUUGCUGUGGCAGGGCAAACUCUGGGGUUCUUCUUUUUUGGCAGUAGGGUUUUUAAAAAAACACAUCCUCCAACAGAAACCUCUGAUCUUCCUCCACUGAGUUGUUGAAUUAUAGGAAUUAGGUAUCUGGUUCUUAGAUUUGGCUUUGCAGUUCUCUCUAGUUAUAGUAAUGGUGGUGUGUUUUUCUUUUUCUUUUUUCUCUUUGAAAAUUUUAAGAAUAAUUGCUGUUAGAAGA